AUGGAGUGCCCUGUAAAGGACGGGAUCCUAUACGUCCAGCAUCUCAAAUUUGGGAAGAAGACCUGGAGGAAAGUGUGGGGCCAGCUCUUUGCUGACAGCCCCUCUGGCAUUGCACGGCUCGAGUAUUUUGAGGCCCGCGAAGGCGUUGCAGUGGAAAAGGCAACACUGAGGAAGAGUGACCGCAAGGUGAUCCGCCUCUCAGAUUGUGUCUCGGUGGAACGGGCUGGUGAACACAACUCGCCGAAGGAUGCAGCCCCCUUCUACUUGUGCAUGGUGGAGCGCAGCUUCUUGCUGGCAGCAGAAAAUCCAGAUGACUGGAUAGAAUGUAUCUGCCAACUGGCUUUUCAGAAGAAACCUGCCUCAUCAAGCACCCCUGGAAAUGCUCCCAGCCCACAACACCUCAUGGAAGAAAAUGCUAUCUACUCCUCCUGGAAAGAAACCUGUGAGUUUCCAGUGGUUGCCUUCCAGACAGAGGCUUCUGCCAGAUGUCAUCUGAAAGGGAACUAUCUGCUGGUGCCUUUAGCUGAGCACCUGAUGCUGAAGGACUCACAGUCUGGAAAAACCCUCUACACUUGGCCUUACGCCUUCCUCCGAAGAUUUGGCCAGGAAAAGACUGUGUUCUCUUUUGAGGCAGGACGCCGCUGCGAGUCUGGAGAGGGCCUCUUCACUUUUAACACCCUACGGGCUGCAGAGAUCUUCAGAGCUGUCUCCGCUGCCAUAGACUGCCAAAAAGCUGCUCUUCUGGAGACAGACAGGAAAGCUGGGGUUUCCCCAGGCCAAGACUGUAUGCAGAAAGCUGGGGGCUGGUCAUGGCCCAGCAGCGCAGAGAACCUGGAGGAAAUGCAACCAUUGUAUACAAGAAACCCAAAGGAGGAUGUGGAAAUGGGACUCUCACUAGUGCCCAGUAACAAUAGCCGUUCAGCAUCUCCAGAGAGCGGGGAUCGUGAGCCACCCAUCAUCUAUGCUUCCAUUGGCAAGAGCUCACCAAUCCUGUUCCAGCCCUGGGGCAAGACAGAGGCAGAAUCCAAAUGGCAGGGAGAGCAAGUCUCUUCUGAACAUCUCUACGAGAACCUGCGUGCUCUGGAGCAGCACACUCUUGGCUACAGGGACUUCCCUGAUGGCAAUGAGCCAUCGCCCCUCUAUGACAACAGCCCUGUAGUGGCCAAAUGCUCCAGUAGCCACCCUGGCCUGAACCCCAGUGUGAGAGCUGACUCCUCCCCAGAAACCCAGCGCCAUCCCAAGGUGGAUUGUAAAGGGACAGAGAGUGGGGAUGAUGGGAAUGCCAAACCCAAGGCAAGAGGGGCUGGUGCUUUCAAGCACAAGUUGGUCAGCAUGUUGAGCAGAGAAGGAGGCGCCUCAAAGACGUCCAGCAAGAACACUAGUCCUGUAGACAAGUCCUAAUGGGGAGCCCUUUGGCUGUGGGGACUAGUCUGAAGGCCUGGAGUUCUUCCCAUCAAUGCCCCCCCUCACUUCUUUUUCUUCUAGAUGUGUCCUGAUAUCCUCAAAGUUUGAUGGAGAAUUUUCAUGAGCUGGGGAUACAACCUCUCAAAUAAGAUGAUAGUGGCUUGGAGACCAGGCUAGCUAUAGCCACUCCACUGUGUCGGUCUUGAAUAGUUAGAAGUAGGUGGGUGUAAUGGCAUCCGGGAAACCAGCUGGACCUGUAUAUGUUGAGGUCUUCUUUUUUCCCUUGUGUCUCUCAAUAAAUGGAAUUUCUUAGACUGUCA
This is a messenger RNA of Hemicordylus capensis (graceful crag lizard), 1724 nucleotides long. It is a transcript of the gene DOK3, whose product is annotated as docking protein 3. The transcript is spliced from 5 exons. Gene Ontology annotation, biological process: positive regulation of MAPK cascade; cell surface receptor protein tyrosine kinase signaling pathway. Bases 1 to 1401 code for a protein of 466 amino acids. The record is from RefSeq and is a predicted model, not a curated record. Gene Ontology annotation, cellular component: cytoplasm. NCBI's taxonomy places the organism in Eukaryota, Metazoa, Chordata, Lepidosauria, Squamata, Cordylidae.